Drosophila albomicans is the source of this 1352-nucleotide messenger RNA. RefSeq names its product zinc carboxypeptidase A 1-like. Gene Ontology annotation, biological process: proteolysis. Bases 8 to 1309 code for a protein of 433 amino acids. Gene Ontology annotation, molecular function: zinc ion binding; metallocarboxypeptidase activity. The transcript has a single exon. The record is from RefSeq and is a predicted model, not a curated record. Lineage: Eukaryota; Metazoa; Arthropoda; Insecta; Diptera; Drosophilidae.
GACAGCCAUGUCGCUGAACAAGUCUCUGCUAUUUGCUCUUUUCGGCCUGUUGGCCACGCUUGCUGUUGGCCAAGCGGAACGUGUCCGCUAUGACAACUAUCGCCUCUACAAGGCCAAUUCAGCGAACGAGGCUCAACUCGCCGUGCUGAAGGAUUUGGAGGGUUCCUCCGACUCCAUCCUCUUCCUAGAUGGUGUGCACAUUGUGGGUAAAGAUGUUCAGAUGGUUGUCGCUCCCCACAAGGUGCCCGAUCUAUUGGACCUGUUGGGCAGGGCUGAGAUUAAAUACGAGCUGCAAUCGAAGGAUUUCCAAAAAUCUAUGGAUGAAGUCGACGAGAAGGUUGCCAUCAAGGGACGCGUUGGCAUGACGGGACGCGCCGACGACCAAUACAACUGGGAACAGUACUAUGAAUUAGAGGAUACCUACACCUGGAUGAUUCAGCUGGCCAGGGAUUAUCCCCAUGUUGUCACACUGAUUGAGGGUGGCAAGACCUAUCAGCGCCGUUCUAUUCUGGGUGUUAAGAUCUCCAAGAGUCUGUCUGAAAAGCCCGGCAUCUUCCUGGAGGCUGGCAUUCAUGCUCGCGAAUGGAUUUCUCCCGCCGCUAGUACCUUCAUCAUCAACCAGCUGCUGACCUCUGAGGUGGACUCCAUCAAGGAGUUGGCCGACAACUACAACUGGUACGUCUUCCCCCAUGCCAAUCCCGAUGGCUAUGUGUACACUCACACCACGAAUCGCUUGUGGCGCAAGACUCGCACUCCCUAUGGCAGCUGCUUUGGCGCUGAUCCUAACCGCAACUGGGGCUUCCAUUGGAACGAGGCGGGCGCCAGCGAUAGUGCCUGCUCUGAAACCUAUGCCGGUCCCGAGGCCUUCUCUGAGAUCGAGACUUAUUCGCUGUCGCAAUACAUUGCUUCGAUAAAGGACAAGAUUCAGCUGUACAUCUCGCUCCACUCUUACUCUCAGUAUCUGCUGUAUCCUUAUGGCCACACCAAUGAGCUGCCCGAUAAUGUCAAGGACUUCGAACAAGUGUUUGAUGCUGCUAUCGCGGCUGUCUCGCAGCGCUACAACACCAGGUACACUGGUGGCAACGUCUAUGAUGCCAUCUACCCUGCAGCUGGUUCCAGCACUGAUUGGGCUUAUGGCACUCAGGAUGUGCGUAUGACUUUCUGCUAUGAGCUGCGCCCGUCCUCCAACUCCAUCCUUACUGGCUUCAGACUGCCCGCUGAGCAGAUUAUUCCCGCCAGCGAGGAGUUGCUGGACUCCAUUGUCGCCAUGGCUACCGAGGUCAAGGCUUUGGGCUAUUUCGAUAAAUAAACGACUUCAAUUGUUGUCCAUAUAUAAAACUGAAUUUUAUUAA